Messenger RNA from Zerene cesonia (dogface butterfly), 2448 nucleotides. RefSeq names its product paraplegin (gene Spg7). Gene Ontology annotation, biological process: protein-containing complex assembly; mitochondrial protein processing. Gene Ontology annotation, cellular component: m-AAA complex; membrane. The record is from RefSeq and is a predicted model, not a curated record. NCBI's taxonomy places the organism in Eukaryota, Metazoa, Arthropoda, Insecta, Lepidoptera, Pieridae. Gene Ontology annotation, molecular function: ATP-dependent peptidase activity; ATP hydrolysis activity; ATP binding. The transcript is spliced from 15 exons. Bases 1 to 2364 code for a protein of 787 amino acids.
AUGUUGUCUAUUAAGCGCUUACCGACGUUAUCCGCGUCGAAAAUACAGUCAAAAAUAUGUUUUGAUUUUAAAAAUGUGAUCGUCGAAAGAAAUAUAAACAAUAAUUAUUCUUCUAAAUUAAUAGAUCUAUGCAAAUCUGUAUUUGUUUUACAUCGGAUUACAAGCAAAUCCAAGCACCCACAAUUACGCCAUUUCAAUGCUGAGUUCAGAGCUGCACAAGCUUUACUGAGAAGGUCGAACUUACCUGGCCUUAACUCAUACUUGAACUUUAGGUCUCUGGCCAGAAGUUUGCAUACAAGUUCAUCUAAUUAUAACAAGGAUGCCGAUAAGGACAAGGAUAAAGACAAAAAGAAGAAUGACGACGCUAAUAUCCCAUCGAUAAUGGUCAAGGCGCUGUUCUGGUUGAUGACCACCUUCACCCUCAUUAUCAUGAGCUCCAUGCUGCUACCUGGUGAUAAUCCACAGAGUGAGUUUGUGAGAUAUGUAUCAUGGAACGAGUUUGUAUAUUCGAUGCUGUCGAAAGGCGAGGUAGAAGAGUUGAUAGUUAGACCAGACAUUGAAGUGGUGACUAUCAUAUUACAUGAGGGAGCCGUCAUUAAGGGGAGAAAGGCAACCAGCCGCGUGUACCACAUGAAUGUUGGAGAUAUACACAGAUUCGAAGAGAAAUUGCGAGAAACUGAACAGAGCUUGGGUGUGAAGGAGGGGGUAAGAGUGAUAUACGACCGCAACGGUAGCGUGGCUGGUAAAGUUAUCACCACACUGCUCAUCACUGCUGUGAUAUUGUUGUUCCUCUAUUCUACUAAGUCAAUGAAGAUGAACAUCAAUUUGGGUGGAUUCAGCCAACUGAGCCGUGCGAAAUUCACGCUGGUAGAUUCCAUGAGCGGGCAAGGCAAGGGCGUCAAGUUCGACGACGUGGCUGGCCUGAAGGAGGCCAAGGUUGAGGUUAUGGAGUUUGUGGACUACCUGAAGAGACCUGAGCAUUAUAAGAGCUUGGGAGCUAAGGUACCCAAGGGUGCUCUGCUCUUGGGCCCGCCCGGGUGUGGGAAGACCUUGCUGGCCAAAGCUGUGGCCACUGAGGCCAACGUACCUUUCCUCUCUAUGAAUGGGUCAGAGUUCAUAGAAAUGAUUGGAGGACUUGGAGCGGCCAGGGUGCGGGAUCUAUUCAAAGAGGCCAGCUCCCGAGCACCUUGCAUCAUCUACAUAGACGAGAUGGAUGCUGUCGGCCGGGCUCGUUCCUCCGGGCCCAGCUCGUUCGGGGGUGCGGGGGGCGAGGGGGAGCAGACACUCAACCAGCUGCUGGUAGAAAUGGAUGGGAUGAAGAGCCGCGAGGGGGUAGUGGUGCUGGCUUCGACCAAUCGAGCCGAUGUGCUGGAUAAGGCGUUGCUCAGGCCCGGCCGCUUCGAUCGUCACAUACUGAUCGACCUUCCCACGCUCAUAGAGCGGGAGGAAAUAUUUCAAAGGCAUCUGAAGAAUAUUGUGCUCGAGGAUCUACCUUCGUACUAUGUGAAGAGGCUCGCAUACCUGACGCCGGGGUUCAGUGGCGCGGACAUAGCGAACGUGUGCAACGAGGCGGCGCUGCACGCGGCGAGGCACAAGCAGAGCAUCGUGAAGGCGGCCGAUUUGGAGUACGCCGUCGAGAGGGUCGUGGGUGGAACGGAAAAACGCAGUCACGCGAUGUCUCCCACGGAAAAGAAGAUAGUCGCGUACCACGAGUCCGGCCACGCCUUGAUCGGCUGGCUCCUGGAACAUACGGACGCGCUGCUCAAAGUGACCAUAGUGCCCAGGACCAACAUGGCGCUGGGUUUCGCGCAAUACACCACCAGCGAUCAGAAGUUGUACACUACGGAAGAGCUAUUCGACCGCAUGUGCAUGGCGCUCGGAGGCCGCGCGGCUGAAGCUAUCACCUUCAACUCCAUCACCAGCGGCGCCAAGAACGACCUGGAGAAGGUCACCAAGAUCGCGUAUGCGCAGGUGCGAGUUUACGGCAUGUCGCCAACAGUGGGGCUGCUCUCGUUCCCCGACCUGAACACGCGCGGGAAGAGCCCCUUCUCCAAGUCGCUGAAGAACCUGAUAGAUGUGGAGGCGAGGCGGGUCAUCGCCAGGGCGUACUACAGGACGGAGGAUAUACUGAGGAAGAACGAGGGGAAAUUGAAAGCGCUCGCAGAGGAACUACUAAAGAAAGAAACGCUCAACUAUAAAGAAGUGGAGGCGAUCCUGGGGCCACCUCCCUUCCCAAAGAAGAAAUUCAUCGAGCCGGUGGAGUUUGAGACCGAUUUGAAGAAUAUGGAAAAAGCGGCCUCUGGCGAGGAGCGUGCCGACAUCGGAGCCCCUUCGGCCAAGCCAGAGUCGCCGGCCGGCGUGUAAAUACGAGAAAUCAAUGUAUUAUAUUAUUAAUUUUGUAGAUGAAUGUAAGAUUAGUUUGAAAUAAAUUUGAAUUUUACUUAUCGU